CCCAAGUGAGCUAAUAAUUUUAAUACUAAAUUAGCACUUACAUGUUAACAAUAAAAUUGAUUUUAAGGAUAUUAAGGUAUUAAAAAAAUUACAAAUAUUAAGCUUGAUUAAACUCUCCUCUUUUUAUCCAGACAACCUGAAGGGGUAUGACUCAGAUCAAUUGCACCCAGGUGACAGAGUUUAUUCUUGUGGGCCUCACAGAUCGUCAGGAGUUGAAGACGCCCCUCUUUGUGCUAUUCUUAUCCAUCUACCUUUCCACAGUAGUAGGCAAUCUGGGUUUGAUCCUACUCAUUAGAACAGAUGAAAAACUCAACACACCAACCAAUGUCUUCUUUCUCUUAGCCUUUGUUGAUUUCUGUUGCUCUUCUCGACCACCCAAAAUGCUUAGGAAUUUCUUGUACAAACAAAAUAUUGUUUCGUUCAAUGCAUGUGCAGCUCGGACAGGCUGUUUCCUGGCCUUCAUGACGGCUGAGUGCUUACUACUGGCUUCCAGCUAUGACCGUAUGGCCAUUUGCUUAACCCUCUGAUGUAUGGUGGUGAUGUCCCCAAAAAUCUGCAUUUAUUUGUGGCGCCACAGCUGCAGCAUCUUGGUUUUUGUUUCCACCAUCCUAACCUUCCAUCUCUCCUAUUGCCACUCCAAUAUUGUCAACCAUUUCUAUUGUGAUGACACUUCACCCCUCCUAAGGCUAACUUGCUCAGACACUAGCUCCAAACAGCUAUGAAUCUUUUCUCUUUCAUUAUCAUUCAUUUCCUCCUUCUAAUUGUCUUUUGUCUCCUACAUAUUCAUCAUUUCUGCCAUCCACGGAUCGUUCAGCUGAGAAGACAGAAGUACUUUCUCAACCGUAGCUCCCAUGCUGGCAGUCACCAUAUUCUAUGGGACCGCCUUAUUUUUUAUGUACUUACCUAACUCUAACCAUGCCCUGGACACAGACAGGUAGCCUCUCUUCUACACAGUAGUCAUUAUCAUUGAAUCCACUUAA
Chlorocebus sabaeus (green monkey) is the source of this 980-nucleotide messenger RNA. RefSeq names its product olfactory receptor 8U9. The record is from RefSeq and is a predicted model, not a curated record. Gene Ontology annotation, biological process: G protein-coupled receptor signaling pathway. Gene Ontology annotation, cellular component: membrane. Lineage: Eukaryota; Metazoa; Chordata; Mammalia; Primates; Cercopithecidae. Gene Ontology annotation, molecular function: olfactory receptor activity; G protein-coupled receptor activity.